AUGGGGAUGUACGCGAGGUUCGGAGAUCCCUUUUCUGCCUUACAGGUGUUCGAAGGAACGCCUAUGAGAAAUUCCGCCUCGUGGAAUGCCGCCGUCUCCUGCUGCGUCCGCUCCGGUCUGUUCUCAGAGGCAGCGGGGCUGUUCAGAGAGAUGCAGUCUCGUGGGCUCAAGGCCAACGGCUUUGUGGUAGCGGCUAUCUUGUCUGCAUGUAGCCAGUCGGCGGAGAUGGCCGGUCGAGGUGCCCAGAUUCAUGGCCUCAUCUGUAAGACUGGGCUGAUGAGGGAUGUCUUCGUGGGGACUGCUCUUCUGCACCUGUACGGCAGCUGCGGGCUCGUCGCCGACGUAGAGAGGCUGUUCCCCGAGAUCCCGGAGAAGAACGUCGUCUCUUGGACCGCCUUCAUUGCUGCUCUCUCAAAGAAUGGGCACCCAGAGAGAGCCAUGAGGGCCUUUCAGCUGAUGCGGGGGGGGGGAACAGUCGCCAAUGAGAAUUCCUUCGCGACUGCGGUAAGCGUAUGUUCCGUUCUCGAGGAUGAGGGCCUGGGCCUGGAGGUUCUUGCCCAGGUCGUCGUCUCCGGAUGUGAAGCGAGCGUCUCUGUCGGAAACUCUCUCAUUACCCUGUUUGGCCGGCUGGGGAAGACGGAGAAUGCCGAGUUCAUCUUCUGGAGGAUGAGGAAACGGGACAAGAUCACCUGGAAUUCAAUCAUAUCCGUGUUCUCCCACGAUGGGUUCUGCGAAGAAGCUCUGGGGCUGUUCCGAAGGAUGAGAAGAUCUGCUGAUGUGAGGGCUGAUUCCACCACUCUCUGCAGUCUGAUUUCGUCUUGCCAGUCCGCCAUCUGCCUGAAAUGGGGGAGAGCACUCCACGCUCUUGUUUUCAAAGACGGGCUCGGUAUGUUUGUCCCCGUUGCUAACACCCUAGUCAACAUGUAUUCCAUGUGCGGAAGCCAUGAAGACUCGGAACUUCUGUUCGACGAUAUGCCCGAGAGAGACCUGAUCUCCUGGAACUGCAUGAUGGCCUCUCAUCUUACCUCUGGGAAGGAUGGAGACGUUCUGAACCUUCUCUCCCGCAUGAUCCAAGCAAGAAUAGAAGUAAACCAUGUGACUCUUGCGAGCGCCCUGUCUGCCUGUUCAUGCCCUGAAGCACUCAGAAAUGGGCGAGCCGUCCACGCCCUUGUGACCCAAGCCGGCCUCCAAGAGAACCUGCUGGUGGGCAAUGCACUGGUUACCAUGUAUGGCAAGUGUGAGUCCAUGGCGGAAGCUCGACGAGUCUUCACAGCUCUGCCCGACCCAGAUGUGAUAUCGUGGAAUGCCCUCCUGGGCGGCCUCGCGGAGAACAAGCAAACCCAGGAGGCGAUGGAGCUCUUCAAUGCCAUGAGACGAGCCGGCGCCAAAGUGAACCACAUCACCAUGACCAACGCUCUCGGAGCUUUCUCCUCCUCCCGUGAUCUGGCCCUGUUCGGGGUGCCACUGCACGGGCUCAUUAUCUCCGCCGGCUUUGAGUCGGACAACUCCGUGAGGAACUCCGUCCUCACUGUAUACUCCAAGGGCGGCGAUCUCCGUUCGAGCAGCCUCAUCUUCGACGGGUUGGAGCCGCCCAAAACCUUAGUCUCCUGGAACGUGAUGAUCUUCGCGAGGGCCCAUCAUGGGCUAGGCGAGGACGCCCUGAAGCUCUUCAUGGAGGUCCUGCGUGGCGGACUUGCAGCCGACCAGUUCACUCUCUCCGGCGGCCUCGCGGCCUGCUCGAGCUUAGCAUUAUUGCAGGAAGGACAGCAGCUCCACGGCCUGAUCGUCAAGCUCGGGUUCGACUCCAUCCUUCAUGUGGCCAACGCCACCAUAGACAUGUACGGGAAGUGCGGCAAGAUGGACGACGCCUUGAAGCUGCUCGGCGCCGCCGACCGACGCUGCCGGCAGACCUGGAACAUCCUGUUAUCUUCCUACGCCCGCCAUGGCCGAUUCCACGAAGCGAGAGCCGCCUUCAGAGACAUGCUCGAGUCGGGCCAGAGGCCCGACCAGGUGACCUUCGUGUCUCUCCUCUCUGCAUGCAGCCAUGGCGGGCUGGUGGAGGAGGGGCUCUCCUACUUCUCCUCCAUGGCGUCGCAGUUCGGCGUGCCUCAGGGAAUCGAGCAUUGCGUCUGCGUCGUCGACCUCCUCGGCCGUGCGGGAAGACUCGAAGAGGCGGAGCGCUUCGUGGAGGAGAUGCCCGUGGCGCCGAACGACCUCAUAUGGCGGAGCUUGCUGUCUUCUUCGAGGAUCUUCGGCGAGCUCGGCGUGGGGAGGAGGGCGGCGCAGAGGCUGCUGGAGAGGGAUCCGAUGGACGACUCCGCCUACGUUCUUCUCUCCAAUGUGUAUGCUUCGAGCGGCAGCUGGGGAGAUGCAGAGAAGGUGAGAGCCCACAUGGAGUCGAUCAGGCUGAGGAAGAAGCCGGCUUGCAGCUGGAUCAGGGUGAAGAACUCGGUCAACGUCUUCGGGAUCGACGACCGGGCCCACCCGCAAGGGGACAAGAUCCGGGCCAAACUGGAGGAGAUUCUGGCCACGGUCAAGGACGCGGGGUACGUGGCCGACACCCGGUUCGUCUUCCACGACACGGACGAGGAGCAGAAGGAGCACAGCCUGUGGGUCCACAGCGAGAAGCUCGCCCUGGCUUUCGGGCUGUUGACCAUGCCUCAGGGGUCAACCAUAACGGUGUUCAAGAAUCUUCGGGUCUGCGGGGACUGCCACUUGGUGUUCAAGCUGGUCAGCGGCGCGCUCGGCAGGGAGAUCGUCCUGAGAGAUUCUUACAGGUUCCACCAUUUUGCUGGGGGGACGUGCUCGUGUUCGGAUUAUUGGUGA
Spirodela intermedia is the source of this 2826-nucleotide messenger RNA. NCBI's taxonomy places the organism in Eukaryota, Viridiplantae, Streptophyta, Magnoliopsida, Alismatales, Araceae. The record is from the annotation of a GenBank genome assembly.